Daldinia childiae is the source of this 885-nucleotide messenger RNA. RefSeq lists its product as uncharacterized. Gene Ontology annotation, molecular function: fructose-2,6-bisphosphate 2-phosphatase activity. NCBI's taxonomy places the organism in Eukaryota, Fungi, Ascomycota, Sordariomycetes, Xylariales, Hypoxylaceae. Gene Ontology annotation, biological process: negative regulation of glycolytic process; fructose 2,6-bisphosphate metabolic process; positive regulation of DNA repair. Gene Ontology annotation, cellular component: cytosol. The record is from RefSeq and is a predicted model, not a curated record. Bases 1 to 885 code for a protein of 294 amino acids. The transcript has 2 exons.
AUGCGCAUCUUGCUGAUUAGGCAUGGCGAGUCUGUUGACAAUGUAGCUGGCCUCUAUGCAGGCUCCCGCGAUUCGCCCUUAACAAAUCAUGGUGUUUUGCAAAUAAAGAGAUUGGGUGCUCACCUCGCGAAGUCUUGCGAAACUACUUCCCCAAUCAAGUACAUAUAUACCUCCAAUCUUCAAAGAGCCUAUGAGACAGCCGAUGCUAUAUCUAAAGCUAUUGCUGAUACCCGAGACUCUUCAAGCGGUAGUGCAUCGGACACAUGUAUUCCUCUGGAAGUCACACAGCUCCCUGAGCUACGAGAGAAGGACUAUGGGUCAUCUGAGGGCAAAAAUUACAGAAAUCCCAAUGGUCUGAUUCAACCAGACUCGGAAACUCCCGAAUCCAUGAGAAUCAGAGUCGAUCGAUUUCUGGAUUCCCAUUUAACCCCAAUUGUUGAUACUCAUGUGUCCGACAAGAUCACGGUUGCUAUAGUAGCACAUGGUAUUAUCCUCGGUGUUCUAUUGAAAGGAUUGCUUAAACGCUUUCCUGGCCCAGCCGGUUCUGCAGCGCGCAAUGGAAACCAUGACAACUGGUCGGAGUCCGCGGCUUGGAGCAACACUGGUGUACUUCAGGCUAGGCUUGAAAUAGCCAAUAGUGUGUCGGAACCGGACCGCCCAAGUGAUGCCGUGUCCUCUGUCCGUUCAGCGGCUCCGAGUGGCGAUUCGAAUCUGCAUAGACCGACGAUGCGUCUAACCAUUGAGUUUAUCAAUAAUGUUGAUCACCUCGAGGGUCUGAAAAAGACGAGAGGUGGCAUUGGUAGCACUAAAUUUGACUCACGCCAAAGGACUAUGGACUCGUUCUUCGGUCCCGCCUCAAAGAAGCGUAAGCUUGGAGACUCGUAG